Aspergillus tanneri is the source of this 549-nucleotide messenger RNA. RefSeq names its product U6 snRNA-associated Sm-like protein LSm1 (gene LSM1). Gene Ontology annotation, biological process: deadenylation-dependent decapping of nuclear-transcribed mRNA. The record is from RefSeq and is a predicted model, not a curated record. Gene Ontology annotation, cellular component: Lsm1-7-Pat1 complex; P-body. Lineage: Eukaryota; Fungi; Ascomycota; Eurotiomycetes; Eurotiales; Aspergillaceae. The coding region runs from base 1 to 549 and encodes 182 amino acids. The transcript has 4 exons. Gene Ontology annotation, molecular function: RNA cap binding.
AUGGAACGACAUUCAAUCAAUGAUCCUCCUGCUGGUCCCCAGCAGCAAGGAAAUGCGCCCCCGGGGUUCCCCCCGCAGCAGAAUAACAAUGUGCUGGGAUCGAUGACGCAUGGUCCGCCGCAAUUGCCACCGCAGAUGUUCACCACUGCUGCUCAGUUGUUGGAUUUAACAGAUAAGAAACUCGUUCUGGUUUUGCGCGACGGGAGAAAAUUGAUCGGAGUGUUGAGAAGUUGGGAUCAAUUCGCGAACCUUGUUCUUCAAGAUACCAUCGAGCGAAUGUAUGCUGGGAACCUUUAUGCCGAUAUCCCGCGAGGCAUCUUCCUUGUCCGAGGAGAGAAUGUGUUGCUACUUGGUGAAAUUGACCUUGAUAAGGAAGACGAUAUCCCAGCGAGUGUUCAAAGAGCCACAAUCCAAGAAGUUUUUGAGCUGAAAAAAAGAAAGAAGAUGCAGAGCGGAAAACGGGCGAUAAGAAACGUCAAAACAAAUUACAGUGUCUUGGGUUCGAGCCCGAACACAGCGGAGAGAUUCUGUUUUAGGCGUCGAACCUAA